This is a messenger RNA of Arachis stenosperma, 1632 nucleotides long. Its product is annotated as transcription factor LUX-like. Gene Ontology annotation, molecular function: DNA-binding transcription factor activity; DNA binding. The record is from RefSeq and is a predicted model, not a curated record. The transcript is spliced from 5 exons. The coding region runs from base 400 to 1542 and encodes 380 amino acids. NCBI's taxonomy places the organism in Eukaryota, Viridiplantae, Streptophyta, Magnoliopsida, Fabales, Fabaceae.
UUAAUCAUCCCAAAGAGUAGUCACACAAUAGAAGGAGAGACAGACAAAGAGAGAGAGAGAGAAGAAGAGAAAGUGUUCUCAAAAUUCUUUAGAUCAAGGGUAUCACAUAGGUGUAUAAGUACAUAUGGGUUGUCAUAGAUUUCUGUGGCCAAAACUAUAGUGUAGCAAAGUUCGAGAAUUUUCUUCUUUUUUUUUUUUCUUUUUUGUUUAAUUAUAUGUCUACAAUUUCAAACUAUUCCUUUCAUAGAAUUAGAGGUUUGAUUCCACCAAUAAUUAGCAUAUAGUGACAUAGUAAACACUAUUUCCUCUUGUCUUAUUAAUUAUUGUCAUCAAUUUUUAUUAUGAUUUAUUUAUUCAUAUAUAUCAUAAUACCCAAUUAAGUAGCUAUUAAGCUAAGCUAUGAUGAUGAUGAUGAAGAUGGUGGAAGAAGAAAGCCAUGGAUCAGAAUGUUCUAAGACAAGAAGCCCUUGCAAUGAUGAUAAUAAUAAUGAAGAUGAUGGCUAUUGUGAAGAAGAGAGUGAAACCAAUAAUGAAGAAGAAGUUGAAGAAGAAGAUGAGAGUAGUUAUAAGAAACAAUACAAGAACAACAAUGGUGGUGGUGGAGGGUGUUCAAGCAACAGCACAGUGGAAGAGAAUAACGAGAAGAAGAGUUCAUCAACAUCAGUAAGACCUUACGUUAGAUCCAAGUUGCCAAGGUUGCGUUGGACCCCUGAUCUUCAUCUUCGAUUUGUUCAUGCUGUUCAAAGACUUGGAGGACAAGAGAGAGCAACACCAAAAUUGGUUCUUCAGUUGAUGAAUAUCAAAGGUUUAAGUAUUGCUCAUGUCAAGAGUCAUUUACAGAUGUACAGGAGCAAGAAGGUAGAGGACACAAAUCAUCAAGUAGUAAUGGCUGAUCAUCAUAGGCUUCUAAUAGAAAAUGGAGAGAGAAAUAAUGUUUAUAAUCUCAGCCAGCUUCCCAUGCUUCAAAGUUAUAGAUAUGGUCAUGGAUAUGGAGUUGCUUCCGCUACUCUUGGUGUCUAUGAAAACAUGGCGCAUAGGAACGCCAAUUUGACUCAUCAUCAUAGCAUUUUUUCUCAUUAUUUUGGGGAACAAUCAUCAAGCCAUCCUCAUCCUCAUCAUCAUCAUCAUCAUGAACAAAAAGAUCAUCAGUUUCUAUCAUUUGGAAAUGGCCAAGGAUCUUUAUGCACGAAUACUAAUAACAAUAGAUUAAUAAGCAGUCACAUUGAAAUGCCUAGAGCUCAAGAUUUCAUGCCUACUAAUACUAAUAAUAAUUUGAAAAGAAAGGCUUCAGAAAAUAGUGAUAUUGAUUUGGACUUGUCUCUUAAAUUAAAUUCAAGGGUGGUUUUUAAUGAUGAGAAGCAAUUAGGAAGAAGAAGCAGCAUGAUGAUGAUGAUGAUGAUGGAGGAAGAAGAACACCAUGAAGUUGUAGUUAAUAGCAAUCUAUCACUCUCUUUGCACUCUCAUCAAUCCUCAUCACCACAAGAUCAUUGUAAUAAGGUGAAAGGUAAAAAGGCCACUACAAAUUUGGAUCUACGAAUCUGAAUGGGACAAAGUUCUAACUGAGAUCUUGAGGUUCCUGUCAGAAAUUAUGUAUUUUGUAACUUACAUUAUAUAAUUUAUCUGACAUAACUA